CGAGGCCGCCGCGAUGGUGACGAAGGCGAUGCAGGAAGCGAGGCAAGGCAAGGGCGCCGAGCAGGACAAUGAGGCCACGGGCGAGAGCAAGGUUCGCCAGCCAGAGGACUCGCCGGAUGUGGCCGUCGGCAUGAGCCCUCGCGGGGGUAGGAGCCCCCGCGGGGGCCAGGGCUACGAGGACCGCGUCCCCUACACGCCCAGGACAGCCAGGCGGACACCCGCGGCGGCGAGCCCGGGCGGCGGGGCGCCGCCGCAGAGCCCGCGGGGCCCGAGGGAGGAGCGCGAGGAGCGCGUCUUCGGCAACGGCGCUCGGU
Prorocentrum cordatum is the source of this 314-nucleotide messenger RNA. The record is from the annotation of a GenBank genome assembly. NCBI's taxonomy places the organism in Eukaryota, Dinophyceae, Prorocentrales, Prorocentraceae.